This is a messenger RNA of Acipenser ruthenus (sterlet), 4027 nucleotides long. Its product is annotated as EF-hand calcium-binding domain-containing protein 6-like. The record is from RefSeq and is a predicted model, not a curated record. Lineage: Eukaryota; Metazoa; Chordata; Actinopteri; Acipenseriformes; Acipenseridae. Gene Ontology annotation, molecular function: calcium ion binding. Bases 729 to 3437 code for a protein of 902 amino acids. The transcript has 18 exons.
UUGAGAGACUAGUUUUUUUUUUGUUUUUUUUUUUUGUUUUUUUUUUAAAGUCUAUUUACUGUAAAAUUCAGAAAUCAAAUGAUUGUGAUCUACACUAAUACCUGCAAACUUGUUCCAUUUCACAUUACCAGAGAGAUGCUACAGUACACCAGCAUACAAUAAUGCUGGUGUUUGGCAUUUCCAUUCACAUACACCUGCAGGACAGAUGAUUAAAAUGUAGGCUUGUGAAUAAAGGCAAUUCUGUUAUUAGUCAAUGUGAAGCAAUAAUGCUUUUAUAGUUGUCUGAAUCAAAGAAGGGCCAAGUAGAUCCAGUGCAUAAUCACUAGAAGCUGGGGGAAGUUGUCACUUAUUUGCUGGAUUUGGAACAUAAUGUUCUCCGCACAUCUUGUUUUGUACUCUUGUACCUUACAAUACAAAACAGUUUUUUAAAAAAAGGCUUUCAUGGUUCCCUUAAACAUGUACCUUUGCCUGUUCAUAACAUGCAAUGAAUAGCUGGCAUUGUCUGAAAUGAAUAGUACAAGUUUAAUAAUAUAACAUUUAAAGUCAGAAUUACAACCAGUUUGACUGUAACAUUAAGCCGCCCUUUUUUGUGGAAUGUAAAUUGAUAUGAAUGGAUAGCAAAGUUCUUUUCAGUCUUUGUGAUUCCCUACUGUGGCUUGCAGCAACGAGAAGAAAAGCGGUUGCCAGCAGCAACCCAAAGUUGUCGAUUAGACUUGCUUCUUACCUAAAUGAAUCUAGCUGCUUUUCAGCUGAGAGGCACAAUGGCUGCAGUGUGCAUCAAAAGAGCUUCCUCACAUUUGGGGAUUGCAUUGAAGCUUCCUGAAAUCACACACCCCUUAUCAAGGCUGGGGGACCCCGAGACUCUCUCUGUAGCAGGGUGUUCCAAACAGGGGGACCUAGAGGGCAGGCAUGGCAGGACUGUGGGGAAGGGGAGAGCUUCAACCAGGAGAGAGAGAUCAAGAUCCUCACUCCAGGGCACCUACAAAAAACACAGGCUGGACAAACUAGACAGCUGGAGAAAGCUGGACAAGUGGGUCAAUGUAGACAGUAAACAAUGGGCAGAGGGCAGGAGUGUGUGUCGAGAGAGCAGCCAGGUCUCCUCACGGCCUGCAACACAAGUCACACUGCAGAUUGAUGAAUUGGAACUCCUCUUGCGUGAGAAGAUUACAUCUGGUGGAUUUUAUUCUUUAAAACAACUUUUCCUGGCUAAUGACCCAACAGGCAGAGGGAUUGUAUCAAGGGAAGCCCUUAUCAUUAUUAUUACUAAGUUUUUGGGAAGAUUCAUCAGUGCAAAACAAUGUUCUUCUCUUUUAACCAGGCUAAAAUUAAACGAAAAGUCAACCGUCUCCUUUGGAAAGUUUUGCAGCUGCUUUGGAGAUCAGGAGAGUGAAGAUUACCCUGCCUGGCUGGAUCCUGUGAAGAGAGCAGGAGAAACUGUUCUGAGAAGUGCAACACAAGCUCAUUUCGAAUUAAAGAAGAAGGUCUGGGACAGGCCCUUUGAAAUUCUGGCUAUGUUUCCUAAUAAGGAAGGCGUAGUGCGGCCACCAGAACUGAGGCAGGUUCUGUACCAGCUGGGAAUACAAAUGGAGGAGAAGGAAUUUGAAAAACUCUGGAAAAGGUAUGACAGAUUUGGUGGAGAAGCAGUCACCAGACAGACUCUAAUGAAGACUUUAGGUUUUGAAAGUCGAAGUGCAUCCGAGGAGCACAGGAGGGCUCUUCUGUUUGCUCUCAGCAGGGUUUCCAGCAGUACUGUGCCAGAGAGCCGACCAAAGCCUUCAGGGAGAAGCCCUUCAAAGUCCCAGGAGCAGAGAACCCUUUCCCUGGAUAUAGAGGAGUGGCUGAAGAAGAAGUUUGCAGAGGGACUCAAGGGGAUGCUGGCUGAGUUCCAACGAUUUGACACCAACAAUUCUGGAAAGGUGUCGAGAGAUGACUUUAUGCAGGUCUUGGGUAGGUUCCGCCUGCACCUGAAAAAGGAGCAGCUCAGUCUGUUCUUGGCUCGCUGUGGCCUGGAUGAAGCUUCCUCCGAUGUGAGCUACACAGACUUUCUACAACAGUUCCAGGACAGAACUGAAAAGGGCAUGUCUCAAAGGAUCCUUUCAGAUCCCAAUCACAGGUUUAACCAAGCUGGGAGCCUCACCUGUUACUCCACGGUCUCUGCUGUAGAGGCAAAGCUAAUUAAUCUUCUACAGUCAGACUUCCUGUCCCUGUUAGGGGAUUUUCACAAAAUGGACACACUGAAAACAGACACAGUGAGUCAGCAGCAAUUCAGAACAGCUAUAGAAACAAGGUUUUCUAUGAGAAUGACGGAGGAAGAACUUGAGUGUCUGCUGGAGAAAGCUCCCCUGGAUAAACUUGGAAAUGUUAGAUAUGUGGAAUUCCUGGGCAGGUUUGACAGCAGCAAUGGUGUGCACAAUCUCUUUGAGGAUGACCUGACUGUUGUGACACAAUUUAGUAGAAAAACAAAGAGGGCUGGCCAGUUAGAGGAUCACAAAAACAGAGAACGAACACAUUUCCAGCUGUCAAAGAUCAUUAAAGAUCUCCUGAAAAACAACUUUCAGGCGGUCGAAAGUGCCUUCAACGACCUGGAUGAAAUGAACACAAAAAGACUUUUUCCAGAAACCAUGUAUCAGCUGCUAAAACGCUUUGAUAUCCAUCCCCACAUCUCGAGAGAAGAGGUUGACAAGCUGUGGGGUCCUCUAAUAACCAAUGAAGACGGCACAUUGGGUUUUCUGCAGUUUGUCCGCCAUUUUGGAUUUUCUCCAUUGUCAGCAUGCUAUCCCAAUGCCAAAAGGGUACCACCUGUGAAGGGAGACAGUGACUUUCUGAUCAGGUCUAGAAAACUCAAUUCUGACACUGAAAUAACUGUGGAAUACCUGCGUGCAAAGGUGGAGCUGCUGGUUGAAGAACUCUGGACCCAGUUUCAGGAAUUAGACUCAAGCUGUUCAGGAUUUGUUGCCAAAGAGGAGUUUAAGGAUGUGCUGAUUGGCCUUUGUCCUGAGUUAACAGACUACCAGUGUUACAUGAUUGCCUCCAAAUUUGGCCAUGGAGAGAACAGGGUCUCCUAUGUAGAUUUUCUUCACCCAUUUGCAGAACAGAGAAGACAUUUUAAAGCUGCCAGUUCUAAGCUCUUGAACCUGAGAUCUGGUGCACAUUCUCCAGUUUACAAUGAGGUUAUGCUGAAGGGUCUGAGUGACCUCACACUGAAACUGAGACAGAAGCUGGCUGGCGAGUGGAAGAGCCUUCAGAAAGCCUGUAAGAAACUGGAUGUGCACAGCACCGGGUUCCUCUUGCUACCUGAAUUCAGAUCUGUCCUGAAGCUCUGCAAUAUCGUCCUGGAUGAGGACGACAUUUACCACGUCAUGUCCCGCUUCGACAGAGACGUGACUGGGAAAAUAAACUACUCGCAGUUCAUCAACGAUACCGCGAAGAACCUGUAAAUACUGUGGAACACCCUUUACCAACAGAGGAGCCACAUGUGUUUAAAGUUAUUUAGGAAUUCAACCAGGAAUGUUAAUGAGUGGAGUUUCAAGUAUAUCAGACUGAUACCGCAGAGUUUUCCCUGUAUUAUAUUUUGAGCUAGCCUGUGUCUGUGUUAAAUAUUGCAGGGAAAAUGAAUUUCACACACGGGUAAUUUAAAGUAUGAGAGGGUCCUUAGAGUGGAAAUGCUUUUUAAUUAGCCCUUCUUAAUUAGAGCACUAAUCAUUAGUUUCUUGUGCCUGUAUUAUCCACUGCAAGUCACUUUGCAGAGUUUAUCAGGGUUCCUCCUUUACUUCAACACUGCACAUGUUGUAAAAGGGGAUAAAUCUCACAUGUGAAAGGAUGCAUUUUGCUUCAGAGACUCUGCAAUUUGUCCUUUCCUUUGGCUUCUGAAAAAGGAAUCCUGUCUGUGCAACCCACUUCACCCAUGUCUUUAGGCAAUAAUUAAUGAAUGGUUGUUGUUUCUGCUUAUAUAAAUCUAUUAAAUGAAAUUAAUAUGCUAGUAUAAAGCACAUCUACAAUAAAUAUAAAGUGGUAUUCUAAGACCUAA